GUUGAUUUGACAUUUUGCGCCAAAAGUCCGAUGUUGGUCCGCCAAUCCAAGAAAAAUAGCAAAAUUGAAAAUUUUGCCAAAUUUAAGUAACUAAAAGCGUGAAAAAGAGUUUGUUUUUAACUUUUGGAUUAAAAAAAAAUUACACAAUGUCCAAGCGUAAUAGCGUGGGGACGUCUAAUACUUUAUUUAAAUACUUCACAAAGACUCCACCAGCUAACAAAAAGGCAAAACCGGCAGAAGAUUCCAAUGACCCGGUAAAAUUGGACACCACUGUAAAUGGUGCGAAGGAAAGCAAACCUGAUAGUAAAAAGCGCGAAAGGCAGCCUACAUCUUCACCUAAAGAUAAACCCGACAGUGAUGAUGAGAUCCCAAUUGCUUCUAAAAGACGAAAGAGAAUUCGUAUCAAUCCAGUUGAUUCUGAUGACUCUGAUGUGGAAAAUAGAGAAAUCGAGGAAACCCCCAAGAAGAAGGAAUCUGUAGAAAGUAAACUGCAAAGCAGCUUCAAGUUUGAACCCAAACAAUCUCCAAAAGCCAGCAAACCAGUGAAGCCUGCUACAAAGAAUGGAACUUCUACCCCACAGUCCAAGACAGAAUCUCAGUCAGAGAUAACGGCAAUUGUAGAUGAUGGCAAUUGGAUUCACUGUAAGUUGGAGUGGUUGAAACCAGAUAAGAUCCGAGAUGCCAAGAAAAGGAGGCCGGAAGAUCCGGACUAUGAUCCAACCACAUUAUUUGUUCCACCUGAUUUUUAUAAGAAUCAAACUCCUGCACAUAGGCAGUGGUGGGAAAUUAAAUCUUCACAUUUCGAUUGUGUUUUGUUUUUCAAAGUUGGAAAAUUCUAUGAGUUAUACCAUAUGGAUGCAGCUGUCGGAGUUAAUGAAUUAGGAUUUUCUUACAUGAAGGGAGAAUUUGCCCAUUCAGGAUUCCCUGAGAGUGCAUAUGCGCGAAUGGCAUCGACUUUAGUAUCAAAGGGAUACAAAGUGGCGCGCGUCGAGCAAACUGAGACGCCCGACAUGAUGCAGGAGAGAUGCAAGAAAACGGGCCAGAACAGCAAAUGGGACAAAGUGGUGCGGCGCGAGGUGUGCAGCGUGGUGGUGCGCGGGGCGCUCGCGUGCGGGCUGCAGGAGCCGGGGCCGCCGGACGCGGGCGCCGCGUACAUGCUGGCUGUGGCUGAGGAGGAGCACAACAGCUGCAGUACAUACGGCGUGUGUUUCGUGGACACCUCCAUCGGCCACUUCCACCUCGGCCAGUUCCAGGACGACAAGCAUUCUUCCCGGCUGCUGACCACCUUGGCUCACUACCCGCCCGCUUUGCUAAUAUUCGACCGUAAGACAACUACAGGCCGUACGUCCAAACUCCUCGCGUCGCAUUGCUAUAGCGCGCGGCGGGAGCCCUGCAACAUGUGGAGUCCUGAGAACACCCUCAAGGUCCUGGCCGAGAAGUAUUACAGGACCAAUGCUGAUGGGGAUUGGCCUGAGGGGAUCAAACCUUUUUUGAAUGAAGGUGACGCUUUAGGCCUCACCCCAGCGCCAGACUGCUACCUAGCAGUGAAAGCGCUAGGCGGCUGCGUCGCCUACCUAACCGACUGCCUACUAGACAUACAAGUACUAGGCAUGUCGCAAUUCAUCUCAUACCUGCCCCCCGACAUGCUGAACAAGACCUUAUCGCAAGGGGAUAAGGUCGAGAGUCGCUGGGAAGGCGGCAACACUAUGGUGCUGGAUGCCAUAACGCUAAGGAAUCUGAGGAUAGUGCAGGACGAGGGCUGCUUGUAUGACAGGUUGAAUUUCUGCUCCACGCCUAUGGGGAAAAGAUUGCUAUACCAAUGGGUUUGCGCUCCGAGCUGCAACAUAACCGUCAUAAAAGAGAGGCAGCAAGCCGUAAAGUUUUUACUAGAGGACCAGGAACUGAGCCAGGAAGCCAAGACCAUUCUCACCUCCAUGCCUGACUUGGAGAGAUUACUGGCGAAAAUACAUGCAAUGGGAAACUUAAAACGCUCGAAAUCCCACCCGGACUCUCGCGCGAUAUUCUAUGAAGAGAAGACCUAUUCCAAGCGGAAAGUUGUAGACUUCGUGUCGGUCCUGAACGGGUUCACGGCCGCCUUGAGGCUGGCGCCGCUGCUGGCGCGCGCUGGCGGCUUGCUGCUGAGGGUCAGCCAGUUCACUCCGGUGGGAGAGUUUCCAGAUUAUAGGGAGACGUUGAAGUUUUUCAAGGAGGCGUUCGACCAGACUCAAGCAGAGAAAGAAGGUCGUAUUCUGCCCGGAGAGGGCGUGGACGUUGAGUACGACAGCGCCCUGGCCUCGAUCAGAGACAUCGAGAAGGAACUACAGGAUUACUUGAAGGAGCAGGAAAAAUACUUCAAGACGAGGUUGACAUACGUGGGCACAGACAAGAAGCGCUUCCAGUUAGAAGUGCCGCAGUCGGCAGCAGGGAAGGCGGACUCAAACUACCACCUGGAAGGCGCACGGAAGGGGUUCAAACGGUACUCCACGGCUGAGACUAAGGAGUUCCUAGCCCGCAUGAUGGCCGCAGAAGAGCAGAAGACGAGCGCGCUAAAAGACUUGAGCCGCAGAAUAUUGGAGAAGUUCUCCGCGAGCUACGAGCAGUGGGCGGCGGCGCUGCGCUGCGUCGCUGCUCUGGACGUGUUGCUCGCCCUCAGUGAAUUUGCCAGACAACAGAGCGGGGAUAUCUGCUUGCCGGAUGUUACUUUUGAUAAGGAUGCAGAGCCGUACAUAAACAUAGUGGAAGGUCGGCACCCCUGCAUGACGCUGGCGGAGUUCAUCCCCAACUCCACGGCGCUGGGCCCCGGGCCGCGGCUGCUGCUGCUCACGGGGCCCAACAUGGGGGGCAAGUCCACCCUCAUGAGACAACUGGGGCUCAUUUCCGUGUUGGCCCAUUUGGGCAGCUACGUGCCAGCACAAGCGUGCGGCCUGAGCGCAGUGGACCGCGUGUUCACGCGACUGGGCGCCGCCGACGACAUCCUCAGUGCGCACUCCACCUUCCUGCUGGAGAUGCUGGAGACCGCCGCGGUGCUGCGCCACGCCCGCCGCCACUCGCUGCUGCUGCUGGACGAGCUAGGCCGCGGCACAUCGACAUACGAUGGCACGGCCAUAGCGUCCAGCGUGUGCGCGGAGCUGGCACAGCGCGGCUGCCGCGUUGUCUUCUCUACGCAUUACCACUCAUUGGUGCACCAUCUGUCCUCGCAUCCCGGAGUUGUACUGGGGCAUAUGGCAUGCAUGGUGGAGACGGACGAAUCGACACCCGACAGUGAAGACCACAUCCCAGAGGAAACAAUAACAUUCCUAUACAAACUUAGUCCGGGAGCUUGUCCCAAGUCGUACGGCUUCAACGCAGCGAGACUGGCUGGUAUUCCCAAAGAGAUCACCCGACGAGCGCAUGAAAUAUCCAAGAAAAUCGAAAAGGAAACCGACUGUGCCCGCGUCUUUAGAGAUAUUAUGAAAAUGGAAACCAGCGCUAAGGAUGUAAGGGAGUUACUGGCUGGUUUGAAUAUUUAAGUUCUUUUUUACUGGUUUUAUAAAGUCCUAGAUCAGGAAGGACAUUUUUGAUUAUCUCGAAUUGAAAAAUUUUAAUCAAUAUUUUUAUUGCCAUUUUUUAUUUUAGUCUUUGAGAAAGCGAGUUAAGAAUUUUGUGACACACUUAUUUCUCGAAUCUCGUAAUGAUUGUUAAUAUGCUACUUUACAAAUUGUUAUAUAAAUUGUCAUAAGCCAGUUGUAUCAUUGUUCUGUUUAGCUUGAAGUUAUUAUUGUUACCACUGUUCGAAUAAACAUUUACAUUCUGUGAUUAUACAUAUAAAAAGUCAAUCUACCUUUAAGUACCUAUCCACGAGUAUUUUAAGGCAUUAAUAGAAUAAAAUCUUAUAUGAUUA
This is a messenger RNA of Plodia interpunctella (Indianmeal moth), 3880 nucleotides long. RefSeq names its product Msh6 (gene Msh6). Gene Ontology annotation, cellular component: MutSalpha complex; nucleus. Gene Ontology annotation, biological process: mismatch repair. Bases 147 to 3509 code for a protein of 1120 amino acids. Gene Ontology annotation, molecular function: ATP binding; mismatched DNA binding; ATP-dependent DNA damage sensor activity. The record is from RefSeq and is a predicted model, not a curated record. NCBI's taxonomy places the organism in Eukaryota, Metazoa, Arthropoda, Insecta, Lepidoptera, Pyralidae. The transcript is spliced from 20 exons.